Messenger RNA from Condylostylus longicornis, 3989 nucleotides. It is a transcript of the gene ATP8B, whose product is annotated as probable phospholipid-transporting ATPase IM. The transcript is spliced from 23 exons. Gene Ontology annotation, biological process: Golgi organization; phospholipid translocation. The coding region runs from base 119 to 3940 and encodes 1273 amino acids. Lineage: Eukaryota; Metazoa; Arthropoda; Insecta; Diptera; Dolichopodidae. Gene Ontology annotation, cellular component: plasma membrane. The record is from RefSeq and is a predicted model, not a curated record. Gene Ontology annotation, molecular function: magnesium ion binding; ATP binding; ATP hydrolysis activity.
UUUUUGAAGAGUUUAAUUGCUAUAUAUUAUAUAUAAUGGAUUUUAUUAUAAAAUAAUUAUUUCAUUUAUUUUCUUGGUUUUAUUUUCUUAAAUAAAAUUUAAAGAAAAAAAACUAAAUAUGGGUUUUACCGGUGAUAACAUUUACUCAUUUUUUAAAAAUCUUUUGCCUGGUUCAGCCAACACAAAUAAAGUUUCAUCAUUACAAGAACAAUCGGAUCAUGUAAAUAAUGAUAAUAAUCAUCAUGAUUUAAAUGAUGAUAACAAAAAAUUUAAUAUGAAUGGAAAUAAAAUUAGUAGCGCAAAGACGAUUGGUGGUAACAGUCAUAUGUUUGAUUAUAACGACAACACCAAUUUCCGUAAAAUUAAAGCAAAUGAUAGAAAAUUUAAUUCAAAAUUUAAAUAUGUGAACAAUCGAAUAAAAACAUCAAAAUAUUCAUUAAUAACAUUUUUACCUUUAAAUUUAUUGGAACAAUUUCAAAGACUUGCAAAUUUCUAUUUUUUAAUAUUAUUGGCCUUACAAUUGAUACCAAUAAUUUCAUCUUUAACACCAAUAACAACUGCAAUACCAUUAAUUGGAGUUUUAACACUAACUGGAAUAAAAGAUGCUUAUGAUGAUAUUCAAAGGCAUAUAUCAGAUGCUCAAGUUAAUAAUCGAAAAUCAAAAUCAUUUCGUAAUAAUCAAAUCGUUGUUGAAAAAUGGUCUAAUAUUCAGGUUGGAGACAUAAUACUUGUAGAAAAUAACAAAUUAGUUCCAGCUGAUAUAUUAUUAUUAUCAACAAGUGAGCCAAAUGGUUUAUGUUAUAUUGAAACAACAGAAUUAGAUGGUGAAUCAAAUUUGAAAUCAAAACAAUGUUUGCCGCAAACAGCUGAAAUGGGUCGUUUAAAUGGUUUCUUUAAUUCAUUUGACGGUGAAAUUACAUGCGAACAACCAAAUAAUUUAUUAAAUCAAUUUGAAGGAAUUUUAAUAUGGAAUAAACAACAAUUACCAUUAGAUAAUGAAAAUAUAUUACUACGUGGAUGUGUUUUAAGGAACACUGAAUGGUGUUAUGGUGUUGUAAUUUUUGCUGGUAGAGAUACAAAAUUAAUGCAAAAUUCUGGAAAAACAUUAUUUAAAAGAACAAAUAUUGAUCGUUAUUUAAAUAAUAUUAUAAUUGGAAUUGUAAUAUUUUUAAUAAUAAUAUGUGUUAUGUGCAGCAUAGCGUGUUUUAUAUGGGAAGUUUUGAUUGGUGAAGCAUUUCAGAUUUAUAAUCCAAGGGAUACUACUGUACCAACUAAUGGUGUUUUAGGUGCAGCAAUUAUAGGAUUACUUGUAUUUUUUUCAUAUGCUAUUGUUAUGAAUACUGUAGUACCAAUUUCACUUUAUGUUUCAGUAGAAGUUAUACGUUUUGUUCAAUCUUUUUUUAUAAAUUGGGAUAAAAAAAUGUACGAUGCCAAAACAAAAACAUAUGCCAAAGCCAGAACUACAACACUAAAUGAAGAUUUAGGACAAAUACAAUUUAUAUUUACUGAUAAAACAGGAACUUUAACACAAAAUAUUAUGACAUUUAAUAAAUGCAGUAUUAAUGGACAAAAUUAUGGCGAAGUAAUUGAAUCUGUCUCAGAUAUAUCUUCAAUUGAUUCGUUAGAUUUAUCGUCCAACCCCGAAUACGAAUCUGGGUUUAAAUGGUACGACAACAGUUUAAUAGAUGCUAUCAAGGCGGAAAACAAAGAUGUAAUAAAUUUCUUUCGGCUCCUAGCUGUAUGUCAUACAGUGAUGCCAGAAAAAAUUAAUGGAAGGCUUGAAUACAAAGCACAGAGUCCAGAUGAGGCAGCACUUGUUUCAGCGGCAAGAAAUUUUGGAUUUAUAUUUCGUUCACGAACGCCGGAAAGUAUAACAAUAGAAAUUCUUGGAAAAAGAGAAGAAUAUGAACUAUUAAAUAUUUUGGACUUCAAUAAUGUUCGUAAAAGAAUGUCAGUAAUUUUAAAGAAAAAUGGUAGAAUUUGCAUUUAUUGUAAAGGAGCUGAUAAUGUAAUUUAUGAUCGAUUAAAGCCGGGAAAUAAUACCUUAAAAAAAUUAACUCAAGAUCACUUAAAUAAAUUUGCUGGUGAAGGCCUUAGAACCUUAGUUUUAGCUGAAAAAUUUAUUGAUGACAGCAUCUACAAUGCAUGGAAAAAGAAAUUGAAUGAAACAGCUUUAUCUUUGUCAUCAUCAAAAACUAAAAUUAUUGAAAAUUUAUAUGAAGAAAUUGAAUCAGAAAUGGAUCUUGUUGGAGCUACUGCAAUCGAAGAUAAAUUACAAGAUGGAGUACCUCAAACAAUAUUCAAAUUGAAAAAUGCUGGUAUAAAAAUUUGGAUGUUAACUGGUGAUAAACAGGAAACUGCAAUAAAUAUAGGCUAUUCAUGUGAACUAUUAUCAGAUGAUUUAAUUGAUGUUUUUAUCAUAGAUGGUAAUACUAAAACAGAGGUAGAAAAUCAACUGAAAAAAUUUAAAGAAUCAAUUAGAAUCGUUAAUACUUUUAAGCCUUUAAAAACAAAAUCUUCAGGUGAAUGUUUAGAUGAAUGCGGUAAUCAUAAAAAUAAAACGGCAAAGAAAAGUCCACCAGCAGUUUCAGUUGUAACAUUUACUACCCAGUAUACUGAAAAUAAUGCCAAGAAUACAGAAAAUCAUGAUGGUUUUGCUAUUGUAAUCAAUGGAAUUUCAUUAGUUCAUUGUUUAACACCUGAGUUUGAAGAACGAUUUUUGGAAAUUACGUCUCAAUGUAAGGCUGUUAUUUGUUGCAGAGUCACACCAUUACAAAAAGCUUUAGUUGUAGACUUAAUUAAACGUACAAAAAAAGCAGUAACCCUAGCUAUAGGAGAUGGUGCCAAUGAUGUUUCAAUGAUAAAAGUCGCUCAUAUAGGAGUCGGAAUUUCGGGGCAAGAAGGUAUGCAAGCUGUAUUGGCCAGUGACUAUUCAAUAUCACAAUUUAAACAUUUAGAAAGAUUAUUGCUAAUACAUGGUCGGUGGUCAUAUUAUAGAAUGUGUAAAUUUUUAAGAUAUUUUUUUUAUAAAAAUUUUGCAUUCACUUUAUGCCACUUUUGGUAUGCAUUUUUUUGUGGAUUUAGUGCUCAGACUGUAUUUGAUCCUAUGUACAUAUCAGUAUACAACUUAUUUUAUACAUCAUUACCAGUAUUGGCUCUUGGGGUAUUUGAGCAAGACGUUAAUGAACAUUGUAGUACUGAAUAUCCACUUUUAUAUUUAGCUGGUAUAGAUAACGUAUUAUUUAAUACAAGAGAGUUUAUACAACGAGUAUUACAUGGUGUAUUCAGUUCGAUGAUUUUAUUCUUAAUACCAUAUGGUGCAUACAAAGACGGAUUGUCUUCGAAUGGGCAUAUUUUAAACGAUACAAUGACUUUGGGAUCAGUGAUAGCAACUAUUCUAAUAUUGGAUAACACAACCCAAAUUGCUUUGGAGACAUCUUACUGGACAGUAUUCAAUCAUAUUACAAUAUGGUGUAGUUUGCUAACAUAUUUUAUAUUUGAUUAUUUUUAUAAUUAUAUCUUGGGUGGUCCAUAUAUUGGUUCAUUGACUCAUGCAAUUAUGGAAGCUACUUUUUGGUUUACAACAGUAUUAGCUCUUGUUAUUUUAACAGCACCCAUAUUAGCCAUACGCUGUUAUUAUGUUGAUGUGAAACCUAGUUUAGCUCAUCAAAUUCGGGUUAAUCAAAAUAAAUCAAAACGUUCAAAUUCAGAAAAAUUGAAUUCCGCUUGCAGUUCAAAUUAUAAUCCAUCAAGAAAACAUAGACAAUCAUUAAGAUCUGGUUACGCUUUCGCGCAUGAGGAAGGGUUUGGUAGAUUAAUAACAUCUGGAAAAAUAAUGAGAAGACAACCAAUUGAAUAUUCAUUUCAAAAUAACCAUUCGAAUGUUACUAAUAAUGGAAAUAUUGUUAAUGGUCAUAAAAAUAAAACAAAUCAUUAUUAGAUAAUUAUAGUUUUUACAGAAUUAAAGUUUAUUUUUAAAAGUUUUAAUA